ACUGGGAGCUCUGCACUCACUACAAGGGGUCAAGGCAAAAUUAGAGUAGGGCGGGGGAAUUUGAUUCUAAAGGAUCAGUCUAUUUUUUCUGCGCCCCCCCUCCUCCUCCCCCUUAUUUUUAAUUGCUGUAGAGAAAGAAAUACGGGAAGGAAAAACUCUUGUGUGGAGAGCGAGGACAGGAACAGCUGGAGUUUUCCUUGCAAGAGGGUGGGGAGCAGGGGAGGCUGUUGUGUUAGCUGUAUCCUGAGUCCUCAGAACACCUCUGCUCUUGCUCGGCAGCUUGGGCUGCACGCUGCCGUCUCAAAGGUCGCUUGUGAUAAACAUAGGGCCUCCGCCCCCCAACCUUGGGUGCUACGGCUUUGGCUGUGACAUUCAGUCUUUUCCAUGCUGGAGAAGUAGUAGCGAGCGAUGUGAUAGACAGAGGGGGACGCUGCUGGCUUGGCUGGACCUGCUGCUGCUGCAACCAUGUGUCUCUCUCUCUGGCUGUGACACAGUAACAAGGAAAUUGGUGGGAUCUUUCUUUAUCUCCACAAGGGAAAGGUGACCUGCACAAAGGCUGGCAGCGAUGGAGGAGGACAUGGGCAGCAUGCAACAGAAGGCUGCUGAGCUGGAGCACAUGGCUGAGGUCUUGCUCACUGGGGAGCAGUUACGGCUCAGACUGCAUGAAGAAAAGGUAAUUAAAGAUCGAAGGCAUCAUCUCAAGACAUAUCCAAACUGCUUUGUUGCCAAAGAAUUGAUUGACUGGCUGAUUGAUCGCAAAGAGGCCUCAGACAGAGAGACAGCAAUUAAACUUGUGCAGAAAUUAUUGGAUCGCAGCAUUAUCCAUCAUGUUUGUGAUGAGCAUAAGGAAUUCAAGGAUGUCAAACUUUUCUACCGCUUUAGGAAAGAUGAUGGAACUUUGCCACUGGAUAACGAGGUGAAGGUGUUCAUGAGAGGACAGAGGCUAUAUGAAAAGCUGAUGAAUUCUGAGAACACACUUUUACAAGCCAGGGAAGAGGAGGGAGUCAAGUAUGAACGGACCAUCAUGGCAUCUGAGUUGAUAGAGUGGCUGAUCCAGGAAGGAGAAGUCACAACAAGGACUGAGGCAGAACAGCUUGGCCGUAGACUGUUGGAGCAUGGAAUUAUACAGCACGUGUCCAACAAGCACCAUUUUAUGGAUAGCAACCUGCUGUACCAGUUCAGAAUGAAUUUCCGCCGGCGACGGAGGCUGAUGGAGUUGCUCCCUGAGAAAUCCCGUUUGAUGCCAGAAAGUCACGACAGUCCCUUUUGCCUGCGCAAGCAGAACCAUGACAACCGAAAACACACCAGUUUUCAGUCAGUGAGUCCCACCAAAGAGAUAAAGAUCGUGUCAGCAGUCAGAAGGAGUAGCAUGAGCAGCUGCGGCAGUAGUGGUUACUUCAGCAGCAGCCCUACCCUCAGCAGCAGUCCCCCAGUAUUAUGCAACCCAAAAUCUGUAUUAAAGAGACCAGUGACUUCUGAUGAACUCUUGAUGCCUGGAGCCCCAUAUGUAAGAAAAACAUUCACAGUUAUUGGUGAUGCUGUCGGGUGGGGUUUUGUUGUGCGGGGGAGCAAGCCCUGCCAUAUUCAGGCUGUGGAUCCCAGUGGCCCUGCAGCUGCGGCAGGGAUGAAGGUCUGUCAGUUUGUGGUUUCUGUGAAUGGACUCAAUGUUCUCCAUGUGGACUACAGGACCGUGAGCAAUCUCAUUCUGACUGGCCCUCGAACUAUUGUCAUGGAAGUGAUGGAGGAAUUAGACUCCUGAGAAGGAAAUUUCCUCACUGGAAGCUGUGAAUAGAAAUAGAACCAAUGCAAUGCCAAACAACACAAGGGGGCGAAACCUUGCCUUGUCUAACUAGAUUAUUCUGCCUUUCAGGUGCUUUCCCCUUCAGUUUAACAAUAGUAGCUGUGAUUCAUAUGCUAAGAAGUGAACAGUAUAUAGCAGCAUGUUAUCAUUUAAGACCCGAUCCUGCAAACUGUUCUGCUGAAGACAAGGACCAGGGCUUUAGUUGUCAAUCCAGCUGUAUCUGUUGGGAUGGUAUCCUACUUAAAAGGCUGCACGUAACUUCCCUUGCCGUUCAACCCUGUGAUCACAAUACUUGAAAAGAGGAAUGUCUGGUAAGGACUUUCCAUAUGGUUGGCAUGGCAUAUGAAUGUCAGCGUACUCCCCUCCAUGUAAUUUAGGCGUGUCCAAAGUACAUCCCCAGGAGAGCGGCUGCCUGCUACUGCUCCCUCUCUGUAAUCAUAGAGCAAAGAGAAAGGUGAUCAACUUCACGUUUAUUGUCAGUGAAUCAAACAAGUAGCAGACAACAUUGCAAUUCCUAGAGAUGAAAAAGUGUGCGCCUUUCUGUGGAAUCCACUGAAUUACCAGAGAUAGGUAGUCCUAUAAAAACCUGCAGCAAUUGUUCUAUGAAGGAAAAUACAAGAGCACACAAAUGUUAUGGAUGUGUGCAUUCAUUUUUCAUUUUGAACAUACGGCCUUUGAAAACCAGACCUCUUAUCUAGGUGUCUAAGUACAGAUUUAGGAGCCCAAGUUUGAAAAUUUUGGUCUAUAUAACUUCUGUCUAAACUACAUGUGGCUCUUAGUUUCCUGGUAACGAGUCGAUGUGGUUCUUUUCACAAAGUUUGGAUAUCCCUGAUAUCAGAAGAAUGAUAAUAUUUUAAAACGCUGAAGUCAGAGAAUCACAAUGUUAACAUUAGCAUUGAAAUAUUUAGUAGCUCGGAUAUGGUACAGUACACUUCAAAUUGAAGCAAUGUACUUCAAUGUGUCUUUGAUUAUCAGCAUUUUCAAACCAUUAAAUGCUUGAAAACUACAGAUGUCACAUAAUUUACAUCUGAUGCAAUUAUUAAUAACACAUUAUAUUUAACUGACUCUUCCUCAUUUUAAAGCCGAGCAGGAAUUUUUGUUGAUGAACUUGUGAAAAAAUAUUUUUAAAAUGUAUAUUUGAAUGAUAUACUUUACUGAAUCUAAAUUGCUUCUCAACUCUGUGAUAUCUGGAGUGCCAUAGGUCUCUCAAACUGAGAUUAAUUGAAUGUAUACAAUCUUGUUCACAAAACAUAAAUAUGUAUAUCUUUAGAUUGUAGGCAUUCUGGUACUGUUCAGUUUAUAUGCAGUAAUACUUUUUAAAUUAAAAAAAAAUUGAAUGCUUGACCGUCAGUGCAAGAAUACCCAAAAGCAUUAACUACCUAUUUUUGGUAUUUUUUCCUACUAAGAGUGUUGACUAUGUUUAUAUUAAGGAAUUGGCCUCAUCGCACAUUCUUCUUGCAAUAUGGUUUUCACUCACUCAGAUAUUUGCACAGGCUUGAUCAAAGGAAUAAUAAGACUUUGAGAUUAUAUGAGUUUGCAACAUCAUAAGUGAAAUUGUAUGUUUGCUUAUUUUCUAAGCACAUCAAAAAGACUGUAUUUUAUGACUGACACAAUCAAAAUUCCUCAUAAUUCCUUCAUGUUUACCAGUGCAAGAAGAUCUUAAAUGCAGCUGAGAAUACUAUCCCUACACUAACCCUGUAUAAAAGCCUUGUGUUUGGGGGAUUCUUUUAACAUGUCACUUUCUAUCACAGUUGCUUACACCUUAUACUAACAUGGCUGAAUAAUGCUUGUACACAUCUAGCGCCUUCAUCAGACCUCACUAAUGUACUGCUAGUUCUCCGAGUGCUUGCUCAUGUGUAUUCCACAGUAGGUGUGUG
Molecule: messenger RNA, 3678 nt
Organism: Mauremys reevesii (Reeves's turtle)
Lineage: Eukaryota; Metazoa; Chordata; Testudines; Geoemydidae
Gene: DEPTOR
Product: DEP domain containing MTOR interacting protein
Exons: 10
Coding region: 566-1759 (397 amino acids)
Biological process (GO): negative regulation of TOR signaling; intracellular signal transduction
Molecular function (GO): protein binding
Source: RefSeq, a predicted model, not a curated record